Messenger RNA from Centruroides sculpturatus (bark scorpion), 1599 nucleotides. RefSeq names its product sulfotransferase 1C3-like. The transcript is spliced from 3 exons. Gene Ontology annotation, cellular component: cytoplasm. The coding region runs from base 446 to 1393 and encodes 315 amino acids. NCBI's taxonomy places the organism in Eukaryota, Metazoa, Arthropoda, Arachnida, Scorpiones, Buthidae. The record is from RefSeq and is a predicted model, not a curated record. Gene Ontology annotation, biological process: sulfation. Gene Ontology annotation, molecular function: sulfotransferase activity.
AUAUGUAAACAAUUAAAUAGAAGAAUUUCAUUAAAAUUUAUAAAAACAAUAACUGUAGUCUGACAAAAACAAUGAAAGAUGAAUUUAUUGUUUACUCGAAAUGUUAUUGAAUUUUUUAAAAUCGUCUUCAUUCUUGCUGUUUUUUCAUCAACCACAAAGUGAUAUGUUUUAUUAUCGACAGUAACGUGCAUCUCCUGCAUUGUCGCUAUUUAUCAUUGAAAUGUUGCUCCAAUUACUUAUAAUUCAUUGGGAAAUAGCGGUCAACAUACCUGUUGAGAUCAUCGUUAAGUCAGCGUUGAAAAUUGGAAUGUUCCGUAUGGUCGAGUUUUGAAAAAAGAAUACGAAUAAUAACUAAAGGCAUUAGAUACGACGUUCAUUUCCAAUUCUUAACACUCCGUAAAUCUAUCUGUGUACAUUGGAUAUUACUAGCGUACGAGAAAGCAUAAUGGAGAAGAUUAAAUAUUAUCAGGAAGUGGGUGGAAUACGUACGUUUACGUUUUUCUCUGAAGAAUCAGUUUUAUCUGGAAUGAAUUAUAAAGCGAAACCUGGAGAUUUGUUUUUCGUUAGUUAUCCGAAAUGUGGAACAACUUGGAUGCAUUAUAUAGUCAACUUAAUACAUGGAAAAGGUCAAAUAUUGGAAGAUCCUUUAAAUUUCGUUUUAGAUUGUCCGUAUUUAGAAAUUGUGGGAGGAGAAUACAUAGAAAUGGCAAAACCAUUAGCCAUAAAAACACAUUUACCAUUUUCUGCUAUUCCUUUUUCUCCAGAAGCUAAAUAUAUUUACACUACCAGAAAUCCUAGAGAUUGCUGCGUUUCUUAUUAUCAUUUCAUGAAAUUACUUCCAUUUCCCCAGAAAGAAUUAAGUUUUCAAGAAUUUUUUGAGGCAUUUCUCCAUGGUAAUUUAGGAGGAGGCGAUUAUUUCGAUCACCUUCUCGGAUGGUACGAACAUAAAAAUGACAGCAACGUUCAUUUUGUAACAUACGAAGAUCUCAAGAAAGAUAUUAAAGGAGAAGUAUUGAAAAUAGCGAAAUUCAUGGGGGAAGAAUACGAAAAAAGUAUUUUGAAUGAUCCAACCAUAUUAGAAAAUAUUAUUUAUUACAGCAGUUUCGAUUAUAUGAAGGAAAGCAGCAAGAAGAACGUUGAUGUGUUUUUCGACAUAGACAAAACAUGGCUUGAAAGCCAAAAUUUACCUCCAGGGAUAAUGAAAGUUGUACAAAAUUUAAAUAAAAAGAAAAACAAUACAGAAAACGGGACUCUUGUUAGAAAAGGAAUUGUUGGCGAUUGGGAAAAUCACUUUAACGAAGAACAAAUACGAUUGUUAAAUGAAAAAAUUAUGGAAAGAACAAAAGACAGUGACGUUAUGAAUUUGUGGAAAGACAUUUUUGAAAACAAUUAAAUAUGUAAUUUAAUGACUUUUAUUACAUUUUUAAAAAAUAAAUCAUAAUUUUUAUUAUAAAUGUUACUUUUCAAUAAUAAUAAUAAUGUUAUAUAAAUAUAUUAGAAUUUUCAAAAAAAAAAAAAUUUAAGUUACAAUAUAAUCACAAGAAACUAUUGUAUACGGUUUAAAUCAUAACUAUCUUUCUGUAACAAUAUAUCAUAUGU